AUGGAGUUGAGGCAUUUCAGCCACAAUCACGGCAUGGUUUUCCAUCAGGUUGUUCAAGGAUCUGAAAUUCACUGCUCCGGCUGCAAAUCUGCCGGCUCAGGCAACGUCUACGUUUGCUGGCAGUGCAGUUACUUCCUCCACGAACACUUGAAUGCCACCCGCGCCAUAAAUCCGGCACCACCACCGCAGCCUACAGAGCCGAUUUAUAGCACCGUAGUGAACGGGACACCGGCCACAAAUCCGCCGCAGCCUACAGAACCGAUUUAUAGUACUGUUGUGAACGCCACCCCCGCCACAAAUCCGCCGCCACCACCGCAGCCUACAGAGCCGAUUUAUAGUACUGCUGUGAAUGCCACCCCCGCCACAAAUCCGCCGCCACCACCGCAGCCUGAAGGGCCGAUUUAUAGUAUUGCUGUGAAUGCCACCCCCGCCACAAAUCCGCCGCCACCUCAGCCCACCAAGCCUGAACUGAACCCGGCACCAACCUUGUUCAAGCAUUUUAGCCACCCGCAUGUGCUUAACGGGAUGGAAAUCGAAACGGAGAACGCCAAAGUUUGCUCCGCUUGCGAGAUUGAAUUGACCGGCGCCGCCUACUGCUGCACCGAGUCCCAGUGCAGUUUCAACCUUCACAAAACGUGCUUCGACGCCCCCCGCGAGUUCCCCCACAAGUCCCACCUCGAGCACCCGCUCACCUUGGUGACAGAGCCGCCGUACAGCGAGGGGUUCACGUGCAACGCGUGCAUGGAGGAGGGCAAGGCAUUCGCCUACACGUGCGCCACUUGCUCGUACGAUCUGCACAUAAACUGCGUUCAAUGGCCGGAGAAGGUUACCUUUUCGGACCACAAGCACCCUUUGACCCUGUACUACUCAUCGUCGUCGGCGGUGGGUUCGGCGAAUCAGGAGGUGACUUGCACGUGCGAUGUUUGUAUGAACCCGGUGGACGAUUCGGCGUGGGUGUACUUUUGUCGUGAGUGCAAUUUUGUGAGCCAUCUGGACUGUGUGACUUCGACAUUGAAGCAACACGGCAGCAGCGGCGACGAUGGUGCGAAAAGUCAAGAGGUACGGAUCACGGAAGCUGAUGAGAUCAACAUUGCUGUUCUUUAA
Erythranthe guttata (spotted monkey flower) is the source of this 1104-nucleotide messenger RNA. NCBI's taxonomy places the organism in Eukaryota, Viridiplantae, Streptophyta, Magnoliopsida, Lamiales, Phrymaceae. The record is from RefSeq and is a predicted model, not a curated record.